Molecule: messenger RNA, 549 nt
Organism: Aspergillus japonicus CBS 114.51
Lineage: Eukaryota; Fungi; Ascomycota; Eurotiomycetes; Eurotiales; Aspergillaceae
Exons: 2
Coding region: 1-549 (182 amino acids)
Source: RefSeq, a predicted model, not a curated record
AUGAAAACCGUCGACGACACCGCGCGCGACCUCGGCUGCGUGGACCCCCACGAAGAAGACUUCCUCGAGCGCCAGCGACAGGAGCGGGAACGCGAGCUGCAGCUGCCACUGCCCGCCCCCCAGCAGCAGCAGCAGCAGCAGCAGCAGCAGCAGCAUACCCCCUCCGAUCCAGCCUCUAUCACCUCAACCACAUCCACAUCCACAUCCUCCUCCUCCUCCUCCUCAAGAAUCCUCCCGCCCCCCGAGAAACUCAGCGAGGUGGCCAGCACCUCGAUCCAGGAGGUGCGGACGAUGCUGAAUGCCGCGUACGAGAGCGAGCUCGUGAGUCAAGCGAUGCAGCGGGUGCGGGGGUACGUGCCUGGUCUAGCUGGGACUGGGGACGAGGGGGAUGGCGAGGAGGACCGAUGCGCCGCCGACCCCGAGGAGAUGCGCCGGAUCGACGCGCUGGAGAAGGAACGGAUUGUGGAGUUCUUGCAGGAGCGGACGCGGACGAAGACGGAUCUGGAGAAGAAGUAUCAUCAGACGGAGCGGCCGCCGCCGAGGCAGUGA